Quercus lobata is the source of this 491-nucleotide messenger RNA. RefSeq lists its product as uncharacterized. The transcript has 3 exons. The record is from RefSeq and is a predicted model, not a curated record. Bases 57 to 491 code for a protein of 144 amino acids. Lineage: Eukaryota; Viridiplantae; Streptophyta; Magnoliopsida; Fagales; Fagaceae.
AUGAACCUCUUGCUCUCAUUGACCCAGAACUCUCUCAAGGAACUCUCUCAGCUCUCAUGGAGGGGGUUAGGGCAAUGUCGAAGAGGAUGCUGGUGUUGAGGAGAUAUAUUAGGAUUAAGGUCAGUUCGGAGAUGGGGGCUAUGGCGAAGAGGAUGCUGGUGUUGAGGAGGUACUUUCGGAUUAAGGCCAGUUUAGAGAGGGAGAGGUUGGAUGCUUAUCUCUUGGAGAGGCAGAAGAUCAAGCAUUUGAGAGCCCAGAAGCGGAGAGCCUUUUUUCGAAAGACAUCGGCAAACAUUUUGACCCAUCAAAAUGGGAAUUACUUUUUGGGUAUAACAGGAGUUGGUCUUGCCAUUGAUGGUAAAAUUUCUUCGGACAGUCAUUCAAGAGAUGUGAUGGAUAUGCUUCCAAACAUGGAAAACCAGCUUUCCAUUUGCGCAUUACAGUGUUACAUGGGACGGUGGACACCUCGCCCCCUUCCAUUGUGUCUAUAG